Messenger RNA from Chondrus crispus (carragheen), 699 nucleotides. RefSeq lists its product as hypothetical. Lineage: Eukaryota; Rhodophyta; Florideophyceae; Gigartinales; Gigartinaceae. The transcript has a single exon. Bases 1 to 699 code for a protein of 232 amino acids. The record is from RefSeq and is a predicted model, not a curated record.
AUGUCCGAGGCGCACUCCUCCUCCACCGUCACCUCGCACGCUGCCUCCGCCUCCUCCUCCUCGGACGAUGACCCCCCGCCAGACCUCCACGCCCUCCUCCGGAAGAAGGGCCGCAAGACCCGCCUCCCCGUCAGGAGGAUGUUCGUCCUCCGCGCAGGCACGCUGUACAACUUCCGUAACCCCAAGGCAGACGCUCCCAGCUGGAAGGUCGCACUCGCAGGCGCUGUCGUCGGCCUCGACCCGCGUACCCUCCGCAUCGUCGUCCUGCUCAACCCGCACCGCACACUCGUCCUGUACGCAGACUCGCCGCAGCAGGCCUCCCAGUGGACAGAGGCCCUGGCAAGGGCCGCCGCCUUUGAGAGGGGCCCGGACACCAGCACCACCUCGAGGGGAAGCUCGGGGAGCAGCACCGCCUGGGACGCCGACACCGCCAACAACAACAACAUUGCUGAGAUCCGCACUAUGACUAGUUUUGUCGACGACGAGGACAGUGACUGGCGGAAGGGCGCGCGCCACCCCGAUUUUGGCCUGCCGCCGCAGGACUUGGCGCUGGAUGUGCCGGAGAAUGACAACUGGGACUCGUUUAGGAGCUUUGCCAAGCUGCACAUCCGCACGGCCACCGGCCCCGACGCCAUCAGGGAGAGGGUUGCAAUGGGGUUAGCCCAACCGCGCUACGGUGACGCCGUCGCCUAUGCUUGA